GCAUGUACCAGAUACAGACACUUCACACCUCCACUAUAGUCUAGAAAUCUCCACAGCUCUCAACAUCAACUCUCUCUCAAACCCACUUUAGCCAUCUUGCUUUCAAGCUCACCCAACUCACAUAAAAGAUAGUUAAUUUUCUCAUAUAAUUUCAACUACAAUCUUCAAUUAAUCAUGGCUGUUCUAGUGUAUCUGGUGCUUUUCUUAGCCCUUACUGGCUAUUCAAGUGCUGCAUAUUGUGUAUGCAAAGAUGGGCUCAGUGACCAAGCCCUUCAGAAGUCACUGGAUUAUGCUUGUGGAGCUGGAGCUGACUGUACUCCUAUCGUUCAAAAUGGUGCCUGUUACAGCCCUAACACUGUAAAGAAUCAUUGUGACUAUGCUGUGAAUAGCUAUUACCAAAAAAAGAGUCAGGCUCAAGGGAGCUGUGAUUUCUCAGGCACUGCCACUGUCACACAAACUGCCCCAACUGGAUCUUCUACUACUUGUGUUUAUCCAUCAUCCAGCCAAACAGGAACAACACCAAGCACUACACCUACAGGCACGACUCCAAGCACUACACCUACAGGCACAACUCCAAGCACUACACCUACAGGCACAACUCCAAGCACAACCACACCAUCAACUACAACUCCAACCACAACCACACCUACAGGCACAACUCCUUCUUCAGUAUUUGGCACAGGAAUCAGCCCCUCAGGAACCACCACUACUGGUAUCAAUGAUUCAAGUGCUCCUGUACCUCUCAUCACUAGAUGCACUAGCCUGUUCUUCUCUCUGGGCCUGACCCUCUGGUUAGUGUUGCUGUGGGCCUGAAAAUAAUACUACACCUAGUUCAAAAAAAGAGGGGAGGUAUUGACUAGUGGGGUUGAUGUGUGGACAAGAUGUCACCAUGAUAGAGCCUAGGCUUGUAAUUUGGAAUCAUCUAGAGGCAAUUACCACUAAGGUAUUUUUUUAUUAUCUCUUUUUUUUUUCUGUUGUCUCCUAUGUAAAAAAAAUGCUGGGCUGCUGCUGGAGAAUUUGAUUCCUUUUUGAGUGGUGAUAUGACUGGUAUUGGGGUAGAGGAACCUGAUCUCUUCUUUUUAGAUUUUUCCUAUGUGUAUAUCUAGAGAGAGGCAAUAUUUUUUUUAAAUUUAAUGGAACUUUACUACCCUAUCUACUUAUAUUAGUUAAUUACUUUUUAGCCUAUUAAAAAUCUUUGUUCA
Quercus robur (English oak) is the source of this 1202-nucleotide messenger RNA. RefSeq names its product PLASMODESMATA CALLOSE-BINDING PROTEIN 3. Lineage: Eukaryota; Viridiplantae; Streptophyta; Magnoliopsida; Fagales; Fagaceae. The coding region runs from base 175 to 813 and encodes 212 amino acids. The transcript has 4 exons. The record is from RefSeq and is a predicted model, not a curated record.